Molecule: messenger RNA, 468 nt
Organism: Rhizophagus irregularis DAOM 181602=DAOM 197198
Lineage: Eukaryota; Fungi; Glomeromycota; Glomeromycetes; Glomerales; Glomeraceae
Source: RefSeq, a predicted model, not a curated record
AUGAGUCAAAAUACUUUACAAAAUAAUCAAAAUGAUCCCACUUUUACUGUAAUCAGUAAUUUGCAAUCUACUGUUCAACCAGAACAUUCUUCUUCAAAUAUUAAUUAUAAUGAUUUGAAUGUUAACUCUUCCGAUAAUAAUUUCACAACAAUUUAUACAAACACCAAUUACUCGGAUCAACAACAGUCCAUUUCUAAUAUUUCUAAUGAAAGUAUCGCUUCAACCCCAACUAUCUCAUCGUAUGCUCUGCAGUAUGCUGAGCCACAGCGGCCUAUCGAAAACAUUCCAUCUCUACUUGGUUCAUUUAACAUGACUACUAUUCACCCUUCUCAAUCUGAAAUCUUUAGUUUUGACAUUCCUGGAUUUAAAAUUGUCGUCAUACCUACUUUACCUCAACAAGAUAAUACUUAUUUAAAUUAUUCUUCUCCAGAUGUCUCAGACGCUCAAUUUACUCAUUUUCAACAAUAA